UCGAAGCUCCAACCAUCGCGGGUCGUUGUUUUGCAGUGCGUGUAGGUUAGUUAAGGAAAUGGAGGACAUAGAGGAUUUGCUAGUUGGGAGCGGAGGUGGAGCUCCUCCGGGUUUUCGUUUGCCCAUAACAGCCGUCGGAUUGAACCCAAAGAAGAACAAGAACCAGAACAAACCCAAUCCCAAUGGCAAUAGCAAUAAGCUAUCUCAAAUCCAAGACCCCCUUGCUCCUCUCUCUCCCAAAAUCCCUGGAACUCAGACUAUAUAUAUCAAGACAUUUGGGUGCUCACACAACCAGUUUACGAUCAUCUCACUCCGCUUCGAACUCGCCGCCUCCUCCCAUUCCAAAAUCCCAAUCCCGUGCGCUUUCAAUCCUUGCUGCGAAAUCGGGGCCAAGAACUGAGUGGGCUUCAUUGAUGGAAGUUGCAAAACAAGAAGGAAGUAGCAAUGUUGAAGUUUGUUGCUGGAAUAUGACUUGGUGCCAAUUGGCUGAUACAGACAGAGAGUUUGAAAUAUUCUUUAUGGUUAAGGUUAUGCACCAUGAGGAGCUUGCAGAAUGAGCCUCACACCGCACUAUAGCCUAUAACAAUUCUGAAAAAAUAAGUGGAGCCAUUGGGAAUUUGCGUGUUGUUAUAGAUUUUC
Messenger RNA from Prunus mume (Japanese apricot), 639 nucleotides. NCBI's taxonomy places the organism in Eukaryota, Viridiplantae, Streptophyta, Magnoliopsida, Rosales, Rosaceae. The record is from RefSeq and is a predicted model, not a curated record.